GAAAUACGUUUCACAAGGAAAAGGUUACGUAUUUAAAAACUUCAAUCGCGAUGCAAAGUUAAAUUAAAACGAUAUAUUUACAAGUAACUCGUAAGACAUCAGCAUUUGCAUCCAAGACGUGGUAGGAUGGAUGUUACCAAUGUAUUGUUGAUGCUCUUUCUGUGCAAUGUUGGCCUCUCUGUAGGUGUUCAAAUGCCAAAAUUUGCACCAAAAAUAGAUGGUUGGGAAAGAGAAUGUGAAGCUCCGCAUUGCCGCUACACCGGAAAGAUUAUUGGAAGUGUGACAUCGGAAAAUUUUUUCCCAGACCCAGAGAUAUGCGUGUUUAUAAUGGUAGAAUCUUAUAAUGAAGAAGAGCAGGAGUUUUUUCCUUUGUGUGAUAUCGCUGCAUUGUUCCCCUGCACGCCAUGUUACAUCAGCAAUACAGCUUGCAACUGCACCGGUGAAAAUCCUCUCAGUUUCUCCUAUUACCCCUUUCGACGCGCUGUAUAUAGGGUCGUUGUAAAAGGACAACUAAACGUAGAGGGAGAAUGGCCAAAUAUAUGGCCUGCUUCUCCAAUGAACCUUUCCUAUUGGGCAAUCAGUAAUGUGUUCAAUAGUUCAAUCAAACCAGAUAACUGGGAUCCUAUCUACGUUCAUCCUCCAAGAAAUAAACCUAUUUUUGGAUAUUACGGUGUACCGAAGCCUCGACCAAAAAAAGCAUCUACAAACGGAAAUAUUCAACGUCUCGCAGGAACUAAUAUUGUUGGCACUGCUAUUCUGUUUGCUAUCCUCUUCACCGAGAUCAUGCUUAAUGAAUAAAGAUUGGAAUAACAUAAAGGUCAAAGGAACAUGCUUGGCUCUGUUAGAAAUUGAAAAUGCACUGCGACGCAUCUUGAAUAUUUUAUUGAUAUCUGGUGUUUAAAGUUAAAUCUAGUUAAAACAAACUGUGUCAUAUAAAAACUGUUAAUGAUGGACUUGGCAUUUAUCAUUUAAAAAAUUCUAUUCACAUAAAAAAAGAAUUAAAAAAAACAUAAAAUACACUAAAUAAUUAAAUUGAUGUGAGUUUUUAUAUUUCAAUCUUAUGCCAAAUAAUGUUGGUUUGCUAUACUAUUUUAUUAGCUUAUAAAUUACCUUUUAACAUCAGUGUAAGGAAUGAAAUGAGAAUAAAUAAUUGCAUACGA
Messenger RNA from Physella acuta, 1160 nucleotides. RefSeq lists its product as uncharacterized. The record is from RefSeq and is a predicted model, not a curated record. Lineage: Eukaryota; Metazoa; Mollusca; Gastropoda; Physidae.